AUGAAGGGCUUGUUCGGCCUAGCGUUGCUUCCGCUGCUCACAGUUGCCUCACCUGUGGUGGUGGACUCCAUCCACAAUGGGGCAGCUCCCAUCAUCUCCUCCACCAACUCCCAGGAGGUUUCCGAUUCGUACAUCGUCGUGUUUAAGAAGCAUGUCGACCCUUCGGCUGCGGCCGUUCACCACAGCUGGGUGCAGGACAUCCACGCGAGCCAGAACGGCCGUAUGGAGCUGAAGAAGCGAUCGCUCUUCGGCUUCGACACCGAUGCCUUCCUGGGAUUAAAGCACACCUUCCACGUGGCUGGUUCACUGAUGGGUUAUUCCGGUCACUUCCACGAGGAUGUCAUCGAGCAGGUCCGCCGGCAUCCGGAUGUUGAGUAUAUUGAGAAGGACUCCUUGGUUCACACCAUGGAAAAGCCCACCGUUGAGAAGAACGCUCCCUGGGGUCUGGCGCGUAUCUCCCACCGGGACAGCCUCUCCUUCGGUACCUUCAACAAGUACCUGUACGCUGAGGAUGGUGGCGAGGGCGUUGAUGCCUACGUGAUUGACACCGGUACCAACACCGAGCACGUUGAUUUCGAGGGCCGUGCCAACUGGGGCAAGACCAUCCCCGAGAACGACGAGGACGAGGACGGUAACGGCCACGGCACUCACUGCUCUGGUACUAUCGCCGGUAAGAAGUACGGUGUUGCCAAGCAGGCCCACGUCUACGCCGUCAAGGUGCUGCGCUCCAACGGCUCCGGUACCAUGUCCGAUGUCGUCAAGGGUGUCGAGUGGGCUGCCGAGGCUCACAUCAAGAAGGCCAAGGAUGCUAAGAACGGCAAGGUCAAGGGCUUCAAGGGCAGUGUUGCCAACAUGAGUCUGGGCGGCGGAACCUCUCGUACUCUUGACCUCGCCGUGAACGCUGCCGUCGAUGCCGGUAUCCACUUCGCUGUCGCUGCUGGCAACGACAACGCCGAUGCUUGCAAGUACUCGCCCGCCGCCGCCGAGAAGGCCGUCACUGUUGGUGCCUCCACUCUGGCUGAUGAGCGUGCCUACUUCUCCAACUACGGAAAGUGCACUGAUAUUUUCGCCCCCGGCCUGAACAUCCUCUCCACCUGGGUCGGCAGCAAGUACGCCGUCAACACCAUUUCUGGAACCUCUAUGGCCUCUCCCCACAUUGCUGGUUUGCUGGCCUACUACGUCUCUCUCCAACCCUCUUCCGACUCAGCCUACGCCGUCGACGAGAUCACUCCCAAGAAGCUCAAGGAGGCUCUGAUUACUAUUGCCACCUCCGGUGCCCUGACUGACAUCCCCUCUGACACUCCCAACCUUCUCGCCUGGAACGGUGGUGGCUCGUCCAACUACACCGAGAUCCUAGCCAAGGGUGGCUAUAAGGCUGGUACCACCGUGGAGGACGUGGAGACCCGCAUCAGCAGUCUCGUCAACAAGGCCGAGAAGAUCGUGGACCAGGAGCUCGGCGCCAUCUACAGCGAGAUCAAGAAGGCCGUUGUCGUCUAG
Messenger RNA from Penicillium cinerascens, 1497 nucleotides. RefSeq names its product S8 family peptidase. Gene Ontology annotation, molecular function: serine-type endopeptidase activity. The coding region runs from base 1 to 1497 and encodes 498 amino acids. Gene Ontology annotation, biological process: proteolysis. The transcript is spliced from 3 exons. The record is from RefSeq and is a predicted model, not a curated record. NCBI's taxonomy places the organism in Eukaryota, Fungi, Ascomycota, Eurotiomycetes, Eurotiales, Aspergillaceae.